AUGGAGGUACAGGAACUCUGUGGUGGUGAUGUGAGCAAACACGCCCAGGUGUUGGUGGGUGCUUUGGAAGCGGUCCAGAACCAACAACAAGAAGUGUUUCAAAUGGUCCAGGAACAGGUACAAGCACACCUAGCAGAGGAGCUGUCCAACUGGAGAGCAGAACAGCAGGUUCAUGAAGGGCUCUAUCUAGAGCGGGUCACAAAGCUGGAACUGGAAGUUAGCAAGCUUCUCACAGAGCUCACAGAGGCCCAGAACACUAUCCAACGAAUCAAACCAAUGAAGCAGGAUACACCAACAACAACCAAUGCCCAAUCCAGCCAAAUGAACCAACACAAUAGCGGCGAGAUCCCCGAGAUAAGGGAAGCAACAAGCCAAAAGUCAAGGCAACAACCCACAUUUGCAGACCUAGCUACACUGCUUUCUGUCACGGGCUCGGAAUAG
Messenger RNA from Aspergillus chevalieri, 441 nucleotides. RefSeq lists its product as uncharacterized. The transcript is spliced from 2 exons. The coding region runs from base 1 to 441 and encodes 146 amino acids. Lineage: Eukaryota; Fungi; Ascomycota; Eurotiomycetes; Eurotiales; Aspergillaceae. The record is from RefSeq and is a predicted model, not a curated record.